This is a messenger RNA of Patiria miniata (bat star), 2666 nucleotides long. RefSeq names its product tetratricopeptide repeat protein 7B-like. The transcript is spliced from 21 exons. Lineage: Eukaryota; Metazoa; Echinodermata; Asteroidea; Valvatida; Asterinidae. Bases 70 to 2655 code for a protein of 861 amino acids. Gene Ontology annotation, biological process: protein localization to plasma membrane; phosphatidylinositol phosphate biosynthetic process. Gene Ontology annotation, cellular component: plasma membrane. The record is from RefSeq and is a predicted model, not a curated record. Gene Ontology annotation, molecular function: protein binding.
ACAUGAGGGCGCAAUUCUGUUUCAUGGCUGGUCGACAAUCUCGUGAACUGAGUCAAGUUUUGGCCGAAAAUGGCUGUUUCUAAGAAGGCAGCAGCCCGUCUUGAGACCGAAAUCGAGAAAUAUCGUGUUGAAUGUAACUGGGAGAAGGUUUCUGAGCUGAUCAAGAAUACCAAGACGAAAAUACCCGCACUAGAGACCCUUUCCCAUUUAGCAUUAGGAGAGAGCGAGUUGGAGUUGUACCUGCUUCAGAACCCUCCCAGCGCAGCCGUCAAGAAGAAUGCAAUCAAGCAGCUGGCCAAUGCUAAGCAUCAUCUCCAUCUAGCAGCCAAAUCAGGCAGCAAGCAUGCCCUGCGCAUCGACGCCCAGUUGCUGCUUGCCAAGCUAGAGUACGCUAUCGGGGAAUACGCUGAUGUCUUGAAGCACUUUGAUAAGAUUCAUCUGGAGGAAUUCACCAAGUCGUCCAUGUCCUGUACCAGACUUAAAGCAGUGGCAGAGGCAUUUGCAAUCAAAGGAAUGUGCAAGGAAAAGCAGGUCUCCUCCAUCACCGAUGAGGUGGAGAAACAAAAGCUGAAGGAGGACAUUGCCCUGUGCUUUGAGAAGGCAGGAGACAUGGCACUGCUGUAUCUACAGGAGGUGGACAAAGGUCGCGGAGCAGGCUCAGUGUUGUCCUCCACCAGUAGUCUCGGUGGCAGCGGCAACUUGGUAGGACCAGUGCUGGAGACAGCUGUACAGAGAGCGCCGCUCAUACACAUACAGGAGGGGAGAUUGGAUCAAGGCAUCGGUCGGUUCCGUCAGAUUCUGAAGGCUGUUGAGGCAAGGACUUCCCAGGGUAUCCGCACCACCAUGGCCAGAGAGCUAGCUGAGGUCCUGCUAAGAGGUGUCUGUAAGAACAGAUACACGCCGCCCCCAAUUGAGAAGGAACCAGAGAAAGAAGAGAAGUCUAGUACCCCGGGUUCUCUGCCCCGCGGGCCAGGCUCGGCCUCUCUGUCCUCUCUCAGGCCGGUCAGCUCAAGAGGCUCCUUCAGGCCCAAGAUGUACACCACGGAAAGCCGUCCCAGUCACUGCCCAGAUGAACUCCUGUUCGUGCCCAAGAAUGUUGAAGAAGAAGCGCUGUUGCUUUUGCUGAUUAGUGAGCUUCAGGUCAACCGUGAUGUUGUUCUAAGUCGCUCCAAGGAGCACACUCAGAGUAGAGAGCACACUUUCCUUCACGCUACGGCCGUCUAUGACUUGCUUGCCAUCACGCUGUCUAGGAGAGUCCAGUACAGUAUGCUUGCUGAUCUUUUGGAUGGGACCAUGAAGUUUUCCUACCAGGAGUUCCACAUGUGGUACCAGUUUGCACUGGCGCUCAUCAGUGCUGGCAGGUACACAAGGGCCUUGUUGGUGCUGCGAGAGUGUGCCACGAUGCAACCAAAGAAUGAGCUAGUGUUGCUACAGGCCGCCAAGAUAUGUUUGGAGAAACUCAACAUGAUCAACGAAGGCAUAGAGUUUGCUGAAAAGGCUGUGGCGCUGGGAGAUAGAGGCCCAUUUGCUGCCAAGAGCUAUCGCUGGCUGGGUGUUGGCUACACGCUCAAGGCUAACGAAACCUCCAUCCACACAGAGAGGCAGGAACUGCAGAAGAAGGCCCUGAAGGCCCUGGAGAAAUCCCACUCCCUGGACAGUGGUGACUUCCUGGUCCUGUAUCACAUCGCGUUGCUGCUGGCAAUAUCCAGACAGAUUCCAGAGGCUCUCUUGAAGGUCCGCGAGUCUCUGAGACUGAACGGCGAACACAUCCCCUCUCUACACCUCCUGGCCUUGUUGCUAUCGGCCCAGAAGCAGUACGGGGAGGCCCUGGGUUUGAUAGAAGUAGCCUGCAACCAGUACCCAGAUAGUAUCAGUCUGAUGUUCACUAAAGUCAAGCUAGAGGAGAUACAGUCGGGUCCAGAGGAAGCAUUGAUGACAUGCAAACAGAUGCUGUCUACGUGGAAGGAGACCUAUGAUGCUAUGCAGAGUGAAGAGACCAGUCGGGGAACAGGACUCCUAGACAUCGUGACGAGUGACCGACGCAGCCUGGCCCAGAUGCACCUCUCAGAGUACAGUGAUAGAGACUCAGGCUCUAUCCAUAAUUCCAUCGCUGCAUCCCGUGUAGAGCACGCUCUCUCUGAGGUAGCCUCGUCUGAAGGUAGCUCCAUCCCCAAGCAAGGACGAUCUCAACAGAUCUGGAUGAUGCAGGCUCACAUCUGGCUGGCCAUUGCUGAGUUGUACCUGAGUCUUGAGAAACCCAAUGAAGCCAGAGCCUGCGUACAAGAAGCCUCAUUGCUCUUCCCUCUCUCACAUCACAUCCUUUAUGUUCGAGGCUGCAUUCACGAGUACAACCAGGACUACACGGAGGCCAAGACGUGUUACGACAGCGCCUUGGCCAUCAACCCGUCUCACAUCAAGAGCAUGCAGACUCUAGGAGCCGUGCUGCUGUCCCUGGAGCAGUACGAGAUGGCUGAGAAAGUGCUGAGGGAUGCGGUGAAUAUCGACCCCACGGCGCAUAUGUCUUGGAUCAAUCUGGGUAAGGUCUUGGAAGCCCAGGGUGAGUACGAGUCAGCCAGUGACUGCCUCCUGACGGGAUUACAGCUGGAAUCCACCUGCCCGGUCCAGCCCUUCACAACGGCAGGCAGACUGGCCUGAGAUGUACUCCC